UCAUGAUAUAUCAAGAUGGAACACAUCAUAAAUCUAGGUGUAUAUUUGUUUAUGGCAAUAGCUUUGUAAGAUAUACUGUAUAUGCAGAGAUAACAUUAAAUUUUGUUUAUUAAAAGGUAUUUAAUUAAAACUCAAACCCUUAAAUAUCUGGAUUUAAAGAUAAAAGAACUUAAGCAACUUUCAAAAUAAACGGCUUAUUUAUUGGUAUUUAAUAGAAAUUGUUAUAUAUACGCAUAUCUGGCGCGAGUAAGCGCGUGAAUUACUCAAUAUGGCGGAGGACACUGGUAAACGUGUUUUCGAUGUCCGUAUUAAAUUUAAAUUUCAUUUAAUCAAGUUCAAGAAGAGGUAAAUACAGUUCACACAGUUUAUCAGGCUCAGGCCCAUUAGAGAUCCUGCCAAAUCCAUAACAGGAUGGCCUAGUAUUCCGUCUCUCCAGGAAUUUUUCGACCAGUGCUGAUUCGGUCUCGAGUAUGAUGUACAGUACAGUACUGUACAAGGACAAGACACUAUAAUUUGAGACAAAAAUGUUAAACCUUUUUACGUUGGAAGAUGUUGGUGUUUUCUCUUCGGCAGCCAAGAUAUUUAUCCAUGGAGAAAAAACGAUAAAAAAAAUGCAUUUAAAAAAUAUGGCAAAGUUAUCUAUAAGGAAAGGAUAUAUUCGGAAAGAUUAUUUCACUGUAAAUGAAGAAAUAAAUGCUUACGGGUAUUCGCUCAAUAACGAAUUUACCGGAAGAUUUCAGUAUGAAAAUGAGACGUAUUAUAUCGAACCAGAAUAUUUUCAUACAAAGAAAAAAUCGUUUAGACAAGAAGAUAACAUUGUUUAUAGAUUGAAGGACGUGAUUUUUAAAUUCACAUAUCAAGAUGAUAAGAUUAGCUGCGACGAUGUAAUUGAAGAGGAGCCAUUUCAACCAUUGGUUUAUGAUCUUUCGUUUAUUCAUAUAUCCCAUAAUUUCAUGAAACAUCGGAAUAAUCGAAGAAGUUGUUCUCUCGAACUAUUCGCCGAUCAUACAUAUUUCGAGUAUAUGAACAAGGAUCACCAACAGAUCGUAUCAGAAAUGAUCUUUUAUGCCAUGAAUGCAGACUUUAUUUUCCGAAAUACAGAUAUAGACGAAGACGGGCAACCGGACGGAAUUGGAUUUAACAUAGAGAAAAUUACAAUUUUCGAAAAUGAACGUCAUCUGUUUUAUCCUUUACGUAAAUUUAAAACAAAAGAUGCUAAAAGGUUUCUGGAAAACUUAGCUCAAUAUUCUCAUCCAUAUUGUAUGAUGAUUUGUUUUACUAAUCGAGAUUUCUCGACUCCAUCUACUUGUACUAUUGGAAGAAUGAAUAAAAUCGGUGGAAUUUGUUUUAAUGACUCGCAGGAUUCCGUUUCAAGAAGUAACGUUGCGUUUGUGACAAUCAGACAAAACAGUAAAUUGAUACCAAGAGUCAAAGUAGCUGCAAAUUUAGUACAUAUAUUAGGGCACGCUUUUGGAUGUCAACACGACUCGGAAAACAAUAAUUUCUGUAGUUCCGCGAACGAUACAGAAAAUGGAAAUUUCAUCAUGCAUCCAGAAAUACCUUUCGGAACAUUAUCAAACAACUGGAAAUUUUCAUCUUGUUGUAGAAAAACCAUGAAAGAAGUUAUUGAAAAGAAAGACGAUUGCUUGAAGAUAAUGCAAAAGUCUGUUUGUGGAAAUGGUAUUGUGGAAGAAGGGGAGUCUUGUGAUUGUAAUUUUGACACUGGAGAAUGUGAAGAAGUUAAAAAUUGCUGCAACAUUAAAGGAUCUCCAUUACAAUGUACUCUUCAAAAAGAUAAAGAAUGUACUCCCGGGGUAGAAGAAUGCUGUGAUAAAUCUUGUCGUAUUUCAAACGAAGUAAAUAGAACUUGCGUCAGUGGAGAGUCUUGCUUUAAAGCGUUUGGUACAUGUGACGAAGAUUCACCAUUCUGUCCCGGAUUACCCGAAAGUGAUGGAACACCCUGCUUUGGCACAUCUAGAACUUGUCUAAAGGGUAAAUGCAUAAGUAAUAUUUGUGAAGAUCAUAAUCUAAAAGUUUGCGAAUGUUCAUCUCCCGAUUGGGAAUGCCACAUCUGUUGUCAAAGCAGUCCCAAAAUCUGUCAAAGUGCUAAAACACUUAACUUUUUUACUUCAAAAUACGAAUUAUAUUUGAAAAAGGCGGGAUCACCUUGUGAUAAUAAUUACGGAACAUGUUCGAGUGAUGGAAUUUGUAAAUCAAGAAGAGGUUUCAGUGUUUGGUAUUAUGUGUCGUUAUUACCUUUCGUCAUAUUGUUUUGUAUCGUCAUCAUAUUAAUCCCAAGAAGACAGAAGAUGCGUACUAGUAUAGAAAAUCUGACAACUAGGAUACAGAAAAUAACCAAGAAGAAAGCCAAUAAACCGAAGAAGAAGAAAGUUUUUAAUUUAAAUAUAAAGAAAAAGAAAUCACCUAAAUUAUAAUAAUUUAUUGAUUUAUUGCGAUUGGACGACAAUUUCUGAUCUUAAUCAUAAUUUAUUUAAAAUAACUGGUUUUAUAACUUAUUG
This is a messenger RNA of Centruroides sculpturatus (bark scorpion), 2519 nucleotides long. Its product is annotated as disintegrin and metalloproteinase domain-containing protein 10-like. NCBI's taxonomy places the organism in Eukaryota, Metazoa, Arthropoda, Arachnida, Scorpiones, Buthidae. Gene Ontology annotation, biological process: membrane protein ectodomain proteolysis; Notch signaling pathway. The record is from RefSeq and is a predicted model, not a curated record. The coding region runs from base 525 to 2435 and encodes 636 amino acids. The transcript has 6 exons. Gene Ontology annotation, molecular function: metalloendopeptidase activity. Gene Ontology annotation, cellular component: plasma membrane.